AGUUGACACCACUCACCAGAUGCCAAUAUCAACAAUAGGCUUAUAAAAGUUUCUAUUUUUUCGUAAAGAUAUACUUUUAAGUCAUUAUUUCAAAGAGCUAAAUUUUUAGCAAAGCCUAAAAUAAAAAUGUGUAUGAUAUGUAACAUUCAUUAAAAUACUUUUAAGUUAUAACUAGCGUCUAUAAUGGAUUUACAAACAUCGCAUUUGGCAGCUGCACUGAUGUCUAAUAACAAUUCAUUUAACAAUGAGCAACCUGGGGCUGUCAUAGCUCCUACCAUCAACGAUAAAGAUGAACCUAUGCAAAAUGAUCCGGUACCAGCGGUUUGUGAACCAGCAAAACCAACCACAUAUGAAGAAAAAGAGGAAAUAGGCAGUGGUGAAGAGUUCUCUGAUGAGGAGUCAGAAGCACAACCUGAAAACAAAUGUAUGCCAGGAAGAGGUGUUACUUUGCAAAUGCUUUUGGAAGAGAAAAUGUUAGAACCCGGACAUGCUGCUAUGACAAUAGAAUAUUUGGGUCAAAAGUUUGUUGGUGAUUUACAAGCCGAUGGAAAAAUAAAAUCACAUGAAACAGAAACAAUAUUCUGUUCACCGUCUGCUUGGGCCAUUCACUGCAAGAGAAUUAUUAACCCCGACAAAAGAUCGGGAUGCGGGUGGGCAUCAGUGAAAUACAGAGGCAAGAAAUUGGAUACCAUUAAAGCUACUUAUUUAAGAAAGAAACAACUACAGAGGGAGAACAUGCAUAGUGAUGAAGAAACAGAAAUGGAGGUGGAAAGUCCUCCUGAGCCUCCCCCGCAAAGGAUUGUAAUGAAACAUAAUACUGUACCCAAUAGAAUGAUGCAACAUGAUGCGAACAUGCUGAUUGAAGCUGUGUCAUUCUCGACAGCGGGAAAGAUUCAGCCGUUUUUAGUAUCAGUUAACUCCAAUGCCUUACUGAUACUAGAUAUACAUUGUCAUUUGAAAAAGGAAGAAGUUUAUGGCUAUUUGGCUGGUACAUGGGAUCUGAAUAAUCAUAAUGUCUCAAUCACUCAUACAUUCCCUUGCUUGAUAAGCAAGAAUGACUCGAGACCAAGGGUUUUAGUUGAGUUGGAAAUACAAAUGGAAAUUGAAAAGUUAGGGUUGUCUUUAUUAGGCUGGUACCACUCUCACCCAACCAACCCGGCCAUGCCCAGUCUUAGGGACUGUGAUAAUCAACUUGAAUACCAGAUAAAAAUGAGGGGCCCUACAGAAAUAUCGUACAUUCCUUGUAUUGGAGUUAUUUGUUCACCCUACAAUCCGGAAAGUCCUGUAAUGGAAUCAUCAUUAACAUUCUUCUGGGUUAUGCCUCCUCCAGAACAGAGACCCACAGAAUACCCGAAACCUCUUCUUUUGCAAUACAAUAUGAUUCAUGAUACACAUUUAUCAACUCACGCUAUGGAACAGAUAAAGAAAAGCAUCAAAUACUAUGGCACAUUCGCUGACGACUCGCUAGUCAGUUUUAAGGAUAACUUUAAGCCUGAUAUCACUUAUUUGGAUAAAUUAAAAUGUACCCUCACUCCGAAAUUCCCGCGAGAGCAAAGUGAUGGGUUGUUAUGGCAUUUUAUAAGGGAUGAGUUAGGUUGUUCGUCAGAAAAUGAUGAUAAGAUGGAUUUAGAUGCGUUAUUGGCUGUUCCACAACCGAUUCCCGCAUCUAAACCGCAAUCCACUUCCAUACCUAACUUCCCAUCAGUUAGCACACUGCAACAGAUGGUGAGUAGACCGGCUGGAGUUCCACCAAUCAAUGUUUCUUCGGCUAUAGGUUCAGUUUCCCCUCAUAAAUUUGAGACGCCACCGCUUAAUAUACCCGUUUUACCGACAUCCUCUAAACUUUCUAAAUCGACAACUCCUUCCCUUCCCCCAACAUAUCCAACCGGUUUGGAUAUGUUAACUAGUAUGGCUUUAGGACUUGGAUCUACGAAUAUGCCAUUACCUCUAGGUACAUCAGGUCUAGAGAGUCUAGCGGCUGCUAACAGUAUGCUAACAGGCUUUAAUCCAGCAUUAUCUUCGAACUUAGCAUCCACAUUAUCUUCAAGCAAACUCCCGGAUUUGCCUUCAUACGCUGCCUCUUUGCAAAAUCUAUCGAAUAGUAUGGUUAAUUAUGAGAAAACAUCUACUACGACUUCAACAAGUUGUACAACUUCCGUCGCCCCUAUACCAGCCAGCAUCGCCUCUAACCUUAUGAUGAGUUCGGCUGAUAUAGCCAAUGCAUUAUUUUCAGCUAGUAAAUAUUCUAGUGCUGGUAUAUUAGGAAUACCAGAUCCAAUGUCGAAAUCCACUCUGGCUGCCAAUAACAUGUUUUUGUCGCCUUCUUUGCUUAAAAUGCAAGAGUCAUUAAUGAAGCCUUUGUCAAGUAGUAGUCCGAUCCCGUCUAAAGUUGGUCUCGAUCAGAACAUGUUAAUGAAAAGUCCCCAUGACCUCAUUAAACCAUCUAAGGACUAUCUGCCCCCUGAUUUUGGAAGUAUCAAUAAAACAAAAAGUAGUUCCCACGAUCCCAUAAAACACCCGGACGUGAGCUCGUCUAAAUCAGAGACUUCUAAGUCGGUUUUAUCUGAAUCACAACUACCAGAAUACCCUCAAAUUUGCUCCUCGCCAAGGGUUGGGGGUGAUCCAUUUUUGAAUCAAAUGUUGGAAUUGACUAAGAAGACGACGAUUCCUGACUAUCCGGCCGACUACAGCCAGCCGCGGAAGAUGGAUGAAGAUGUCCAGAAGCUAACUCCGACAACCCUUUCAUACUCAAGCGCCGCUAGCAUAGCUGACACUAUAGCCCAGGUUGCGAUGGGAAAUUUUAAUAAAAUGGAAGAUGCCAUGGACUAUUCUACUGGUCAAGAUUAUUCAACUACGAAAAAUACAAGCAGUGAAACAGAAAAUUAAUGCUAUGACUUAGUAAUUGAAAAAAUCUUUUUAGUUACAUGUGCUUAUAUAUAUUUCAUAAAUUUAAAGCAAUCUAAAAAAAAAUUUCAAAUUAAAGUCCGAAAAUUUUUGUUCAUAUUUAAAUAGCAAUUAAGUCAUGUAUUUGUUAUUUGCGAUUCGCGCUAGAUUUUAUCAGUGAAAAAUUACUUAAAAAAAUACUAGAUAAUAAUAUACUUUAAGUAUCGCUUCCUUUUGUAAUGAAGAAAUCACGGUCGCCGAUAAGGAAUUAUUGAUAAACACUGAUAGGCUAAUCAGUGAUAAUAAUUAUGAUGACGCUAUAACUGAAUAACAAUAAUAAUUUAUUUUUAUAUCGGCAUUGUGUUUUUGUGCAAACACGUGAAAUAAGCUGCGCUGAAUUACAAAAAAGUUUUUAUUGUGAUUCUAUUAGUGAUGUUGAUUUUGUGAUUUAUACCGUUUAAAAGGUAUGUCAUUACUCUGUGCUUUUUUACAUUUCAUAUCAUUGGGAGUAUCAAUGAUAUGAAGAAUAUUUUUAAUGAUAUUAUUGUAAGCAUAUAAUUAUUGUGCUAAUUCAUAUAUUAUUGAAAUUUUUUAUUUAUUCAAAUUAGUUUAUUAAUGUGGAUGUACUGUGACAAGUAUUCGAUUUUUUUUUAGUUACUUCGUUUUGAUAACCGGUAUUUAUGAAUAAUAGUAGACAAUUUAUAAUAGGGCACGUACUAGUUAUGUUUUGAUGUGAAUCCAACUAUUGUUGUAUCAAUAAGCCUGUACAAUGCUUGGCGCGAUCUGUAAAACAUAAUUGUGAAGUUUCAUGUCUUCUAGAUGGUUCCACAUUUUUAAUUUAUUCUUUGAAAGACUGCAUGGAUUCAGAUUUAAGUAUUUGAAGUAUUAUUUUUAAUUUGACUUAAACAAAAAUUAAAACGAAUAAACAUCGA
Danaus plexippus (monarch butterfly) is the source of this 3815-nucleotide messenger RNA. RefSeq names its product MPN domain-containing protein CG4751. Gene Ontology annotation, cellular component: BRCA1-A complex; BRISC complex. Lineage: Eukaryota; Metazoa; Arthropoda; Insecta; Lepidoptera; Nymphalidae. Bases 184 to 2886 code for a protein of 900 amino acids. The record is from RefSeq and is a predicted model, not a curated record. Gene Ontology annotation, molecular function: polyubiquitin modification-dependent protein binding; metallopeptidase activity. The transcript has 7 exons. Gene Ontology annotation, biological process: double-strand break repair.